Drosophila miranda is the source of this 1162-nucleotide messenger RNA. Its product is annotated as 28 kDa heat- and acid-stable phosphoprotein. The record is from RefSeq and is a predicted model, not a curated record. Gene Ontology annotation, cellular component: cytosol. The transcript has a single exon. Gene Ontology annotation, molecular function: RNA binding. The coding region runs from base 247 to 888 and encodes 213 amino acids. Lineage: Eukaryota; Metazoa; Arthropoda; Insecta; Diptera; Drosophilidae.
UAAUAUCGAUUGUUCUACUGCUGGCUCGUCAAUUUUAUUUGGAAUUUCUGUGUGUAAAAAUUAAAAGCCUGCGUGACUAAAUUUGUCAGAUCAUUGGCAAACACACGCCUGGCCGAAAAAGCGACUCAAAAAAGGAGGAUCGAAUUUGCCCGUUGCAGCGGCUUCUUGCGGAAGAAUAACGUUUUGGAGGAAGACUAGCGGCGACACACGCACCCAUACACACGAGCGUAAAAAGAAAGACUCAGCAUGCCACGAGGAAAGUUCGUUAACCACAAAGGCCGCAGCCGUCACUUUACAUCACCCGAAGAGCUUCAGCAGGAGUCCGAGGAGGAGAGCGACCAGUCGAGUGGCAGCGGUAGCGGUGAAGAGACCGGCGGUGACAAGGCCUCCGGUAGUGCGGCCACAUCCAAGUCGAAGCCUCCAGCGACUCGUAAGACCGCCACCCGUCCAGCCCAUCGUCAAAAGCAGCGUCCGGCGGUCAGCUCGUCGGAAUCCGAUUCGGAGGAGUCCGAGGAUGACUCAGAGGCAGAGGCGCGAGAUGCCAAAAAGGGCGUGGCCUCGCUCAUCGAAAUCGAGAAUCCCAACCGUGUGACCAAAAAGGCCACUCAGAAAAUAGCAACUCUCAAGCUGGACGAUGGUGGGUCCUCCACCACCAGCUCCACCGCCGCCGCCAAGCCGGAACUGUCCCGUCGCGAGCGUGAACAGAUCGAGAAGCAGAAGGCGCGCCAGCGUUACGAGAAGCUCCAUGCGGCCGGCAAGACGACCGAGGCGAAGGCGGAUCUCGCUCGGCUGGCCCUCAUUCGUCAGCAGCGAGAGGAGGCCGCCGCCAAGCGCGAGGCAGAAAAAAAGGUGGCAGCCGACACUGGAAAGAAGCCGGGGGCGAAGUAGGAUCAUACAGGAUCGCCAGCCCGCGAUACCUUAACCCGUCAACUGAUUCAGUAACAGAACCAAUGGAAGGGCUAAUGGCAAUUAGUUAAGAAAACGUAAAGUAAAAAAUUUAUCAGAAAACAACGCAGAAGGAUGAGGCUCGCUACGCAUCGCAUCUCAUCGACCCCGAACCAAACCAAACGCGAUAUGUUGCAUCUGCCACAAGUGCCGAGUAUCCAUGAGAAACGCUAAAAACUAAAUUUCGAUCUGAGUGAGCCCAAUGUCAAACAAAUUU